Molecule: messenger RNA, 1095 nt
Organism: Ornithorhynchus anatinus (platypus)
Lineage: Eukaryota; Metazoa; Chordata; Mammalia; Monotremata; Ornithorhynchidae
Gene: OPN1MW3
Product: opsin 1, medium wave sensitive 3
Exons: 6
Coding region: 1-1095 (364 amino acids)
Biological process (GO): phototransduction; visual perception; G protein-coupled receptor signaling pathway
Cellular component (GO): photoreceptor outer segment; membrane
Molecular function (GO): G protein-coupled receptor activity
Source: RefSeq, marked provisional
AUGACGCCAGCGUGGAACUCUGGGGUGUAUGCAGCCCGGCGGCGGUUUGAGGAUGAGGAAGACACCACCAGGACUAGCGUCUUUGUGUACACCAACAGCAACAACACGAGGGACCCCUUUGAAGGUCCCAACUACCACAUUGCGCCCCGCUGGGCCUACAAUGUCACCAGCCUCUGGAUGAUCUUCGUUGUAAUUGCAUCCGUCUUCACCAAUGGGCUGGUGCUGGUGGCCACCAUGAAGUUCAAGAAGCUGCGACACCCCUUGAACUGGAUCCUGGUGAACUUGGCCGUUGCCGACCUGGGGGAGACCCUCAUUGCCAGCACUAUCAGCGUCAUCAACCAGAUCUUCGGCUACUUCAUCCUGGGCCACCCCAUGUGUGUACUGGAAGGUUACACGGUGUCACUCUGUGGUAUCACAGGCCUCUGGUCACUGUCCAUCAUAUCCUGGGAGAGAUGGAUUGUGGUAUGCAAACCUUUUGGCAAUGUGAAAUUUGAUGCCAAACUGGCCAUGGUCGGCAUUGUGUUCUCCUGGGUCUGGGCUGCUGUCUGGACUGCCCCUCCCAUCUUUGGUUGGAGCAGGUACUGGCCUCAUGGCCUGAAGACGUCUUGUGGUCCCGAUGUGUUCAGUGGCAGCUCGGACCCUGGGGUGCAGUCCUACAUGAUUGUCCUCAUGUCUACGUGUUGCAUCCUUCCUCUGAGCAUCAUUGUCCUCUGCUACCUUCAAGUGUGGUUGGCCAUCCGAGCGGUAGCCAAGCAGCAGAAAGAGUCCGAGUCCACCCAGAAGGCCGAGAAGGAAGUGUCCCGCAUGGUGGUGGUCAUGAUCUUGGCAUACUGUUUUUGCUGGGGACCCUACACCAUCUUUGCCUGCUUUGCAGCAGCCAACCCUGGCUACGCCUUUCAUCCCUUGGCGGCGGCCCUGCCUGCUUACUUUGCCAAGAGCGCCACCAUCUACAACCCGAUCAUCUACGUCUUCAUGAACAGGCAGUUUCGUAACUGCAUCAUGCAGCUUUUUGGGAAGAAGGUGGAUGAUGGUUCAGAACUCUCCAGCACCUCCAGGACAGAGGUCUCUUCUGUCUCCUCUGUAUCACCUGCCUAA